This is a messenger RNA of Cryptomeria japonica (Japanese cedar), 801 nucleotides long. Its product is annotated as pathogenesis-related protein 1. The coding region runs from base 38 to 526 and encodes 162 amino acids. Gene Ontology annotation, biological process: abscisic acid-activated signaling pathway; defense response. The record is from RefSeq and is a predicted model, not a curated record. The transcript is spliced from 2 exons. Gene Ontology annotation, cellular component: nucleus; cytoplasm. NCBI's taxonomy places the organism in Eukaryota, Viridiplantae, Streptophyta, Pinopsida, Cupressales, Cupressaceae. Gene Ontology annotation, molecular function: protein phosphatase inhibitor activity; signaling receptor activity; abscisic acid binding.
AGAAGAGUUGUAGCAGAAAUCUUAAGAUAAAGAGAAGAUGGUGGCAGGAAGCUUCAGUAUUGAGAUAGAGUCUCCAGUGGAGGCAAAAAGGCUGUGGAAAGCAACUGUGGACACCCACAACUUAUUGCCAAAGCAAGCACCAGGCCUCAUAUCAGCCAUCACACUCGUUCAAGGUGAUGGAGGAGUUGGCACCAUUCGACACGUUGAUUUCACUGCAGCCAACAAGGAUUUUAGCUACAUGAAAGAGAAAGUGGACUUAGUUGAUGAGGCCAACAUGGUUUAUGGUUACAGCCUUGUGGAAGGAGGAAUGUUGGGGGAAAAAGUGGCGUCAGUAAGCCACUUUUUUAAAUACACCCCCAAACCAGGGGGUAAUGGUGGAUGCAUUACCACAUUUACCUGCAACUAUGAUAGCCUCCCUGGUGUUCCCCAUGAUGAAGCCAAAAUUGAGGAGAUCAAGGCCAACAACACUGGUUUGUUCAAGCAGGUGGAGGAAUAUCUUAUCGCCAAUCCCACUUUAUACUGCUAAAAUCACCCUGAUCUCCCUCUUUCUCAAUGGAAGUAGCGCCACUUGCUCAAUAAAAAACGUAUGUGUAUCUCAUAGUGAUAAAAUUGCUAGGAUUCCUCUCUUUCUCAAUAAAAAUGUGUCUUAGGGCAACAGUAAAGUUUUGGAACUUUCUCAAUGUUGGUUCAAAUUCUAGCUAUAGUUUGGCUCUGCAAUAGUAGUCUCUUCCCAACAAACCAGAAAAUGAAAACAAAGUGUAUCUGUGGUAAUAAUGAGCAAAAGAGUGACGCUGUUUUAAA